UCACCAUCUGCGUGUUACUCUCGUUUCGAGUCUAUCUCAAGCCUCUCUUUUCUCUUCGACGUCGUCGGUCACCCCCCUGGUCCUUUUCUACGCGAAAUAGACUUUCGCUCAUUGAUACCCGCAUUGCUUAUUGCAUACGUCCACUCUUUCGACAGCAACGAAGUAUAUACUCUGCGAGAUCAGACUAGAACAACUUUUGUCAAGCACAUCUAGACAAUCGUAAACCGCAAAUAAAUAUCAAGAUGAAGUCCGCAACUGUAGCUUUCGGCCUCUUCGCCGGUAUGGCCUCGGCUUCUUACCACCAACCCCGUCAUUUCCACUGGCGACGAAAUGAUACCGCUUCCGGGUACCCUGUGGAAUCCUCAACCCCCGUGGACGCUUCAACUACCCUAACCGUCGCCAUUACCACCGUCCACACCAUUACCUCGUGUGCUCCUACUGUGACGAACUGCCCGGCCGCCACUGGCAACGGCAACAGCACCGGCCCCGCCGUCGUCACCGAGGUCAUCGACCUUACUACCACCGUCUGCCCCGUGACUGCUAUCGAGUCUGUUUCCAGUUCUCUAGUUGGUGCUCACAGCAGCGGUCUCAUCUCCGGCUCCACCCGCACCGUCACUUCUACUCCCGCCCCUACCAGCACCACCAGCGGCAACUCUCCUGAGGCUACCCAGCCCAGCGUUGGUGCCGGUGUUUCUGUAGUCCCUUCUCUCAGCACCGUUGACCAGACCGUCAGCAUCACUGUCGGCCCUGAGAGCUCUCGAUCCGUUCUGGUCACUACCCUAAAGUCCACUCUCACUCAGAUGGUUACCCUUACUGCUGUUCCUAUCCCCGAAUCUAGCUCGGCCAGCGGUAACGGCAAUGGUAACGGCUCUGGCUCUGGCUCUGCCUCCGAUGUGAGCAGCGAGGCUACUACCACCACGACCCGCACUUCCACUGGUACUCGCACUGUCACCGUUACUCCUGUCGAGACCACUACUGCCGUCGCGGCUGAGACUGGCUCUGGUAACGGUUCCGGCAGCGUCAGCGCCAGCGCCAGCGCCAGCGGCAACGGCAACGGCAACGGCAGCGGCAGCGGCAGCAGCGCUGGUGAGUGUGUUGCCACCACUGUUACCGUCACCGAGACCCAACCCGCCAGCACCGUUUACAUCACCGCCCCUGCUGCUGAGACCACUGCUGUUGAGGCCGUCACCGAGUCUGCCUCUGCCUCUACCCCUGUCUCUGCCUCCGAGUCUGCUGCUGCUACCACUAGCACCCCCUCGACCGGCAGCGGUGAGGGUGAAGGCGAGGGCGAUGAUGAGGAUGAGUGCACUCCUGAGGAGAGCGAGACUGGUGUCGUUACUGCUACUGCCACCGCCAUUGUCGUCCCCUACCCUACUGGCAGCGGUAACGGAACUGCACCUGUCUUCCCUACUGGUUCCGCACCCAGUGUUCCCAUUGGUACUGGCUCUGCGCCUAGUGUCCCCAUCGGCACUGGCUCUGCCCCCAGUUACCCAACCGGCACUGCCAUCCCCACCGUCGUCCUCCGGUAAAUCGAUUAAAAAAAUCGA
This is a messenger RNA of Daldinia vernicosa, 1547 nucleotides long. RefSeq lists its product as uncharacterized. The record is from RefSeq and is a predicted model, not a curated record. The transcript has a single exon. Lineage: Eukaryota; Fungi; Ascomycota; Sordariomycetes; Xylariales; Hypoxylaceae. The coding region runs from base 243 to 1529 and encodes 428 amino acids.